AUGGCUGCCCUCCCCUCCUCGCAGGCCUCUGCCACAACCUCCAUUUCCGACCUGGCCAAGCCUCCUCUACCACCCACGGCGGAGAAUGAAAAGGAAAAGGGACAAGAAGAAGUCGGCGUCGAUCGCCGCGCCUCGUCCGGCCAAUCCGUGUGCAUUGAAAAAGACGCCGAGUUGGAGCGGGAACUCUCGCGCAUCGACACUUCCGACUACCCGUCGGCGUUUCCGCUGGCCAUGAUCGUGGUCGCUCUGGCCGCCAGUAUCUUCCUGGUGGCCUUGGAUAUGACCAUUGUGGCUACAGCGAUCCCGCGCAUCACGGAUCAAUUCCAUUCUCUCGACCAAGUCGGGUGGUACGGCAGCGCGUUCUUCCUGACGCUCGGCUCGUUCCAAGCCACAUGGGGCAAAGUGUACAAGUACUUCCCUCUGAAGAUCGGCUAUCUGAUGAGCAUCUUCAUCUUCGAGGUCGGCUCUUUGAUCUGUGCCGUGGCCAACAGCUCGACCACGCUGAUCGUGGGCCGGGCCAUCGCCGGAAUGGGCGGCGCGGGCAUCGCGUCCGGGUCGUACACCAUCAUCGCAUUCUCGGCGCCGCCGAAACAUCGUCCGGCAUUCACCGGGGUCAUGGGUGGGGUCUUUGGUAUUGCUUCAGUGAUCGGCCCGCUGCUCGGCGGCGUCUUCACCGACAACCUGACCUGGCGAUGGUGCUUCUACAUCAACCUGCCGAUCGGCGGCGUCGCGGCCGGCAUCAUCGUUCUGUUCUUCCACACUCCCAAAGCCGCGCGGCCGCAAGUGGCUCCGCUCAAGGAGAAACUGCUCCAGAUGGACUUCCCCGGCACCUUCACCCUCAUGGCCGGGAUCAUCUGCUACCUGCUCGCCAUGCAAUGGGGAGGCGCGACCAAGCCGUGGUCGGACGGAUCGGUGAUCGCCGUGCUCGUGCUAUUCGGCGUGCUGGUCAUCGUGUUUGUGGUGAUUGAGUAUUUCCAGGGCGACCGGGCUCUGCUGCAAGGCCGACUUGUGAAAGACCGCACCAUCGCGGCCAUGUCGGCGUACAUUUUCAUGGUGGCCGGCUCGUUCUUCGUCCUGCUCUACUACCUGCCCAUCUACUUCCAAGCGACGCGCAAUGUGUCGGCCGCCAAGUCCGGCAUCGACAACCUGCCGCUUGUCCUGGGCGCCUCGCUGCUGACCAUUGCCUCGGGCGGCCUGCUGACCGUCUGGGGCCACUACGUGCCCCUGAUGGCGGUUGGAUCCGUUCUGGCCGCCGUCGGCAGCGGCCUGGUCUACACGCUCGACGUCAACUCGGACAGCAGCAAAUGGAUCGGAUACCAGGCCCUCGUGGGCAUCGGAUUGGGUUUGAUCUUCCAGAUCCCCGUCAUCGUCGGCCAGGCCGUGGUCAAGCCGUCCGACCUCAGCUCCGUGUCGGCCGUGAUCUUGUUCUUCCAGACCAUCGGCGGCGCCAUCUUCAUCUCCGCCGCUCAAGCGGGCUUCACCAACAAAAUGCUCAAGGAGUUGCCCAUCCGCGCUCCCACCGUCAACCCGGCCCUGGUCAUCGCCACUGGCGCCACCGAUCUCAGAAGAGUCUUCACCCCAGAACAGAUCCCGGGCAUCAUGUCCGCCUACAUGCAGGGCCUGCGGGUGCCGUUUGCCAUCUGUCUCGCUUGUGCCUGUGUCACUUUCUUCAUCUCCUUCGCUCCGCGCUGGGAGAGUAUCAAGGGCCGAGUCAAGUUGGAUGGCGGCGCUGCUUGA
This is a messenger RNA of Capronia coronata CBS 617.96, 1737 nucleotides long. RefSeq lists its product as uncharacterized. The record is from RefSeq and is a predicted model, not a curated record. The transcript has a single exon. Gene Ontology annotation, biological process: transmembrane transport. NCBI's taxonomy places the organism in Eukaryota, Fungi, Ascomycota, Eurotiomycetes, Chaetothyriales, Herpotrichiellaceae. The coding region runs from base 1 to 1737 and encodes 578 amino acids. Gene Ontology annotation, molecular function: transmembrane transporter activity.